This is a messenger RNA of Monodelphis domestica (gray short-tailed opossum), 4254 nucleotides long. RefSeq names its product apolipoprotein L6-like. Gene Ontology annotation, biological process: lipid transport; lipoprotein metabolic process. NCBI's taxonomy places the organism in Eukaryota, Metazoa, Chordata, Mammalia, Didelphimorphia, Didelphidae. The record is from RefSeq and is a predicted model, not a curated record. Gene Ontology annotation, cellular component: membrane; extracellular region. Gene Ontology annotation, molecular function: lipid binding.
UAAAUAUGAAUGAUUAACUCAUUCUAGUUUCAUUUUGGGGUUUUGAUACCCUCGAGGCAGGCUGGUGGUGUUUAUCAGGAGCUCUGGUCCAUACCAUCCUGCUGGUGAGCUGCAUAGACCCUGGAGAGAACUAAUACCAAACGGGUGCUGAGGCCCUCAUUGAUGGAAGAGUUUCAGGCCAGAAUCCCAUCAGAUAAAGAAAACAAUGCUCAGGAUGAAGAGUCAGCAUAUGAGGAAGGUGAUGUUCAAGAUGAAGAGGUGCCCCAUGAGGAAGAGGACACUUUGGAUGAGGAAGAAAUAGCUUUGGAAGACUUUGAAAAGAUGAAAGAAGAGCUAGAAGAAUGUAUCCAAAAGCUCCAUGCCAUGGCAGAUGAAGUUGACAAGACCCACAAGAAUUGUACCAUUGCCAAGGUAGUGUCUAAUUCUACUGGUAUUGUCUCUGGGGUCCUGACCAUCCUUGGAAUUGCUCUAGUGCCUGUCACAUUAGGUGGGAGUUUAGGGCUCACAAUAGCUGGUGUGAGCCUGGGGUCAGCAUCUGGCAUCACCAACCUCCUGUCCAAUGGUAUUGACCAUAUCAAAGGUUCAAGGAUGAAAAAGAGAGUGAAGCACAUGAUGGCGGCCUACAAAGGGAAGUUGCCUCUUCAGCAGCAGUCUAUGAUCGAUCAAAGUGAAGAGAGAGAAGUUGUUGGAAAGAUAGUAAGGAAAGGGACUUCUGUGUGUGUGGAUUUAGUCAGUAAGAUCAAAAAGGACAUCAUCCCCCUCACCAAAGCCAGGUCUGGCAUAGCAUCUGUCACUGAGAGGAUUGGAGUUUCUGGGAGCACCAGCGUCAAGGCCAGCAAGGCUGUGCAGAGUGCCCUUGGAGGCACAGUCGUGGGCAUGACCAAAGGAAUCAAGGUGUUUGGAAUAGUAACAGGGAGUGUUGGUAUACUAAUGGACACCUACUUUCUCAUAAAGGAAUCUAGGCACUUGUUGAAAGGAUCCAAGGCCAAGACGGCCAAUGAACUGAGGCAGGCUGCACAGAGCUUGGAGGAGAGCCUCGAGAAGCUCUGUAAGCAACACGAGGCUGCUGGAGGGCAGUGAGGGUUUGCAAUUUGUCAGCCAGGCCACCCACCUCCUGGCCUUCACUCUAGGGCCUUCUUCAACACACCAGAGACUUUUCAAAGGCUAGGCCCAAACUCAAUGAAAUUAGUUCAAUCCUGUCCUCUACACUGGAGUCCCCUCCCCACUUAUGUUGUUGCCAAGGUGCUAGUCUUGGAUUAUUCCCAACACCUGGAGUAUUCACAUAUUACCACUUGGAGCUGUGAAUCCAGGUGAUACCAUGCUGACUGGAUCUAUGACCAAUUUAUGUAGCAUAAUUUCAUCUUGAUCCUCGCUGCAGCAAGGCAGGCAAUCCUUUUAGACAUCCCUAAGGGGUUCAUCUCCUGUUCACCACAGGGGAUGUUCCAAACCUUUCCAUCUUUUCUCAAGCCUUCUACAGCAUGCCUCCUUUCAGCUGAGGAUCAAACUUCAUGCUUCACUGAAAGAAAUUAUGAUCAUUUCCCAAGAGCCACUGCUGAUCUCACAUCUCCCAGGUGUGUUCUGCAACUGCCUUCUCCUUCAUCCCUAUUUUGUGGGAAGAGGUGACUCUUCUCCUUGCCAAAGCUUGCUCUUCUCUCCAUUCACACUUGCUCCUAUUCUAUUCCAGCAGAUUGCCCUUCUAUCAUAUCCACUCUCUAAUCUUCAAAAUCUUUCUUUCUGUUGGCUGCUUCCUAAAACACAGCCAAGUCUUCUUCUCCUUAAGAUCCUCAUGAGAUCCUGCAUCCCUAGCAGUUAUUGUCUCCUCUAGCUAUGUCUAUCCUGGAGGAAGCCCUCUACACUCAGUGCCUCCACUUCCUCCCCCUUCACUCUUCUCUAAACUCUGCAGACUGGCUUCUGUCCUCAUUCUCUCCAAAGUUGUUGCUGAUGCAUUUGCCAAAUCUAAUGACAUUUUCUCAAUUCUCAUUCUUCUCUGCAGGCAACCUUUGAUGUCCUCUGCUGACUAUUGUCUCCUGAUGCUGCUUCAUGGCAAUGCUGCCCUCUACUUGUGUGCCUACCUGACUGACCCCAACUUCUCAGUCUCCUUUGCGGGGUCUUCAUCCAGGUCAUGUUCUGUCCUGAGCCACCUCCUCUCUUCUCCUUUAUUUUCUCUUCUUUCCUUUCUCCUCCUCCUCCUCCUCUUCUCUUCUCCCCUCCACUAUCAGAGUUUGGGAUCUCAUCAACUCCCAUGAGUUUAGCUAUCAUCUCAAUGUAAAUAAUCUCCCGCUCUAACCCCUGUCCUGAGCUUCAGACCAAAUCACCAACUGCCUAUUGGACAUCUCAAACAAAAAGUUCUGUAGACACCUCAAAUUCAACAUAGCCAAAAGUACUAGAACUCAUUGCUUCUCCCCUCAAAUUCUCCUUCUGUUUUUCCCUUUUACUGUCAAGGACAAAAUUGCCUUCCCAGGCUCACAGGCUUAGUGCCCUUCUUGACUCCUCAUUUCUACUUUCUCCCUAUUUCUUGUAUAUACCACCUUCUCUCCAUUUACACAGCUCUCCACCCUGUCACAGGCCCUCACCAUUUCUCACCUGGGCUGUUGCAGAUUUUACAUUUUCUUUCAUCUGUAAACAGAUCUGUUCAUUCUUUAAGCCUUUGGAAUAUGCCAUAUUCUGCCAUUAGAUAUUGUCUUCUAAGACAUCAUAUGUUACAGCUAAAAAGAUCUGAAGCUUGAGGCUUUUGCUUCUGUAAGAUGUUCCAUAUUCCACUUGGAUAAUUUGGUAUCGACUGAGUAUUCAUUAUGAGGGACACUUAAUUUAGGAUAUGGUAUAAUGGGCAUAUGGGAUAGCUACUCUCUACGUAGCAUUUUUCACCUCUCGUAUGGGUAUGUGGACAAGUUUUCCCUUUCAAUUCUGUAUUUUUAUGAAAUUGGAUGCUAAAUCGUUUGGAGCAUUUAAGUUGAAUAGUGAUACUGUCUGUUUCUAUGUUUUCUUUCACCACAUCGUUGUUUCCUUCUUUAAACCUUUUAAUAUUUUGAGUAUUUGUUCUUAUUUGGUCCAAUAGUAUGAGUGCAACUCGUGCUUCUUUGGAUUUAUUUAAUACAUAGUACUUUUUUCCCAUUCGUCAUUUUUAUUCUGUAUAUGUCUGCUUUUUAAAUAUGUUUCUUGUAAGCAACAAAUUAUGGGUUUUUCCUUAUCUUGUGUUGGAUUUUAAAUACAAUUUACAUUUAAAGUUGUGAAAGUUUUGUGUUUUACAUAAAGUUUUAUAUUUUCCUCCAUUUGAACUUAAUAUUGUUUUUUUUAAGAUUUGAUUUUUUUUACCUCUUCUACUGUAAACACUGUACUAUAUCUCCUCAGUUAUUUUAAUUUAGUCAUUUUAGUAUGUGCUGCUGAAGCAAGCACUUAGCUUAGUCUUUUUAAAGGUGCCUCUGUUCCCGCCAAUCUCUUACCCUUAUACUCAACACCUAUCUCUGUCCGUUAGUUGCCCCUUUUCCCUGGUUUUGGAGUUCUGCCUAGUUCCCUUUUCCUUGCUUAGCUUUUAUCUGGUUAUUUCAUUCUCUUCCCCACCCCUCCUUUUUUUCCUUCAAAAGUAGCCAAGUAAAAUACCCUCUCCUCUCCUCUCUAUCAGUGUAUUUUGUUUAUCCAUUUUUAAAAUGUCAUUUUCUGAGAUUAAAAAAUGGGAUAGAACAUGUUUCUACAAAAAUAUUUAUAGCUGUGUUUUUUGGGGGUGGCAAAGAAGUGGAAACUAAAGGAAUGUCCCUCGAUUGGGGGAAUGGCUAAACAAAUUAUGGUCUAUGAUGGUGAUGGAAUACUAUUAUGCUGUGAGGAAGGAUGAACAGGAUGAUUUCAGAAAGACCUACAUGACCUGAUGCAGAGUGAAAUGAGCAGAACCAGGAGAACAUUGUACACAGUAACUACAAUAUUGUGGAAUGCUCAGAUGUGAUAGACUUUGUUACUAUCAGCAAUACAAUGAUCCAAAAUAAUCCUGAGGGACUUAGGAAAAAGAAUGCUCUCCACCGCCAGAGAAAGAACUGUUGGAAUCAGAAUGCAGAUGGAAGAAUAUGAUUUAUCACUUGUUUUUGGGGGGUUAUGAUUUGGGGUUUUGGUUUUUUAUAAGAUCACUCACUUACCAAAAUAAAUAAUAUAGAAAUAUAUUUUACAUGAUACUACAUAUAUAACCCAGAUCAAAUUGUUUGUCAACUCUGGGAGGGGGAAGGGAAGAAGAGAGGGAGAUAAUUUGAAUCAUACAAUUUUGGAAAACUU